AUGGGUCUUCUUCGCUUGCCAUCCGUUAUUGCCAACACGAAACAAGCCAUGAAGUUGCAGUCUCUUUUCGCUGGGAACAACCAUCACGACCACCACCACCGUCGAUCUCGCUCCAACGUGCCGAACGGGCACGUUGCCGUCUACAUCGGGGAUGUCCAGAGGAGGCGUUUCCUGGUCCCAGUGACGUUCCUGAACCACCCCUCGUUCCGGGAAUUGCUCAGAAGGGCCGAGGAGGAGUUCGGGUUUGACCAACCUCCUGGCGCGCUCACCAUUCCCUGUAAAGAGGAGGCCUUCAUCGAUCUCACUUCUCAGUUGCAUUCUUCGCGGCGAUCGUCAAGAAAAUAG
Molecule: messenger RNA, 345 nt
Organism: Rhodamnia argentea
Lineage: Eukaryota; Viridiplantae; Streptophyta; Magnoliopsida; Myrtales; Myrtaceae
Product: auxin-responsive protein SAUR23-like
Exons: 1
Coding region: 1-345 (114 amino acids)
Biological process (GO): response to auxin
Source: RefSeq, a predicted model, not a curated record